AUGGAUGAACAUUUUGAUUUAGUAUCAGAUGUGAACGCCAAAAAACUUGCAUGGAAUUUCAAAGUAUUUGUAAUAAGGGUGUGGACAACUCCAAACAAGUUCAAUGUCAACGAGAUUGGCUCCAUCGAAAUGGUACUUCAAGAUAAACAGGGUGGCAGGAUUUAUGCAACCAUACCAAGAUCCCUGGCAAAGAAAUACAUUAGUGUUAUUCUUGAGUUCCACAUGUAUACUAUGAGUAACUUCAUAGUUGUUGACAACAUGACCAAGAAAAAAAACGGUGUUAGUAGGUGGGUACUUGUGUUUUCACAUAGAACAAGGGUUGAACAUAUAGAGAAUCCAACUUUUCCUUUGGAAGCAUUUCGAUUUAGGAACCUUGCAGAGAUGCAUACAGUCGAGAAAGUAGAGGAUCUUGAACUGUUUGAUAUAAUUGGAGAAAUUGUUGGAAAGGAAGAUCCAAGAGAAUUAGUAACUAGCAAGGGAAUAGAGACUAAGCGAUUGGUUGUUAUUGUGGAAGACUUGGAAUGGAAUGGCAAAACUUCAGUGCAGAGCCACUUUGAACUGUCCAAGGUCCAUGUCAACCCAGAACUAAAAGAAGUUAUGUCAUUCAAAAAAAGCCUAAUGAGCGGCUCUGAGUCAACUUCAGUGAGGAUUAGCCAUCAAUCGACCCAAAGUUCAUGGGUUGGGACUGAUGAGCUCAACAAUGGCAUGGCUAUUGUGAAAACAAUCGAACAAGUUUUAAAGUCUGUUGAGGAGGGGCCAACCUGGAUUGCAGGUACUAUUGUCUCAAUCAAUGCUGGGAAGGAUGAUUGGUUUUAUAAAGCAUGCAGGCGAUGUCCAAAAAAGGUGGAAACUCCUAUUGGGAAUAGGUACGAAUGUGCAAAGUGUGGCCACACCCAUGGUUGUGCAGCACUCAGAUAUAAGGUUGAGGUCAUGGUCUUUGAUGGUACCGGAAGCAUUACAUUGUUGUUGUGGGACAGAGAAACCAACCAGCUGUGUGGGAAAGCAGCUGAAAAAAUUGUAGAAGAGGAUGAUGCUAAAGAGGAUGAAUACCCUAAAAGUCUAGACAACAUGAUGGAUAGAAUGGUGCUUUUCAAAAUCAAUGUGAAAAGUGGUAACAUAAAACACUAUGAUCAGAUUUACACAGUCAUGAAAGUGUGUGAUGAUGAAGAAACAGUUGCAAAGAACAAGCCUCAGCAAAUGGACGUUAGUACAUCUAUGAACAUCACUGAGAAUAGAGGUAGCAACACGCUGGAGAUGUCCGGACAUGUUGUUAAUCUUAAGAAUGAUAAUGAUCCUCAGCUUACUGUGGAUUCUAUGGAAGACUGUGUUGAAAGCCUCAAAUACAAAACACCAGCUAAAAGAAUUGCCGGCAGUUUGAAGUAUGGUUCGGUUGUUGAUGAAGAAUGCCAGCUUUCGACAAAUAGGUUCACCCGAAAGGGAGGGAAAAAACUAAAGUCUCAAACAUCUGAGGCGGAUAAUUAA
Arachis stenosperma is the source of this 1482-nucleotide messenger RNA. RefSeq names its product replication protein A 70 kDa DNA-binding subunit B-like. The transcript has 10 exons. NCBI's taxonomy places the organism in Eukaryota, Viridiplantae, Streptophyta, Magnoliopsida, Fabales, Fabaceae. Gene Ontology annotation, biological process: DNA repair; DNA replication; DNA recombination. The coding region runs from base 1 to 1482 and encodes 493 amino acids. The record is from RefSeq and is a predicted model, not a curated record. Gene Ontology annotation, cellular component: nucleus. Gene Ontology annotation, molecular function: DNA binding.